AUGCCAAGGUUCGACCCCGCCGCCGGCAGGUGGGAGCAGAUGCCUCCGAUGCUCGUCGCCCGCUGGGGCGCCGCGGCAGGGGUGGCGGACGGGAAGCUCCACAUCUGCGGGGGCCUGGACGACAACAGGCAGCCCUUGAGCUCCGUGGAGAGGCUGAACGUGGGCGGCGUCCUGGACGCGCAUCAGGUGGACGUGACGUUCCUGAUCGACGGCGCGCAGGUUCCUGCCGAAGUCCCAGAUGAUCUUGAGGGCAGCAUGUGGGAGGCCGUCCCCGACAUGUCCGAGAGGCGCGGCUGGCCCGCCGCUGGCGUGCUGGGAGGCGUGCUCUACGUCUGCGGGGGGCGCGACGAGCAGCGGGAGCCGCUGAGCAGUGCCGAGCGAUUGUCACCUGGAGCCACCGUGUGGGAGAGCUUGCCGCCCAUGGACCUGCGCGUCAAAGCGGCGCUGUCUGGUGGCGCCGCAAUGUUCCCAGGCGUCGGCGAUUGCAUGACCAAAGAGCCGACGGCACUGACUCCUUCCACAUUGAAUAUCAAGGUGGUGGCUCCGCCCGAGCGCAAGUAUUCAAUGUAUAUCCGUGGAUCUAUCCUUCUCUCGAAGAGCACCUUCCAGCAGAUGUGGAUCUUCAAGGGGGGCUACGACGAGCCGGGCCCCACUGCACAGGCAGGUGACAAGGUGAAGGCCGAGGCGGAGAAAGUUGUUUCUUCCUGGACGGCGCCACCGAGCCGGAUGAUGAAGGCCGUUCUGUACGUCGUCGCGAUGCAUGCGAAGGAGACGAAGCUGCGCUGCAAGGUCGCGGCGGGGGACAAUGGCGCCGCAUCGACGCCGGGGCGCAUCGACGACGCUCGGCGCCGAGUCGGCCAGACCGGCUGCCGCGACACCACCGAGCCUAGGAAGGCAGCGCACGCGUUGUCUGGCGCUGCCAUGCUGGGGCAGGUUGGCCCAGCAAGCGUGCUCGACGCGCUGCAUCAGCGCAUGAUGGCGUCGACUAGCGGCGCCGCCCCGAUGGCCCCCGCGGGACUGGACGAGAGCCGGCUGGCCCUCCGCGCCGAGGGCGGCGGCGCCCUCUCGUUCGGCAAGGGCGACGUGCCCGUGGUCGCGGCGCAGGCGCUGUGCCGCGCGGCGCCGGGCGUCGUGCAGCGCGGCUGGGCGACGCAGCGGACUGACGAGUGCAGGUUGCUCCUCGAGUACCACGGCGGCCGCGACGACGCGUACACGAUCGUGAUCGCCGAGGCGGCCACGUGCGUGCAGCCCGAGCCCCUCACCUUCGCCUGGACCAGGGCGCAGAGAGCCGCUGCUCGUCAGGACGGCGGCGGAGGUCGCGCCACUCGCCGCGUGGCGUCCGCGACCCAGGACGUCCUCUUCCACGACUGGGGGGGCUUCGCGGGCGACGUCGCCAUGAUGGCGGCGGCGCGGGCUCAUUGGUCUUGGCACGGCGGACGGACUGUUGACGCCAGUUGUUUGGCGGACGUGGCCAUGGGCAGCGACGGUGGAACCGACGACGACAUGGGCAUGGGCCAGGGUUUGGAUCAGCCAGUUGGCCCCGCCGCGUCGAGCGUCCUGGAGUCUUGGGGCAUCGACGCUGACCCGAACCACCUCCCUGUCUUUCUCUUGCCAGAACCCAUCGUCUGCCUCAUAUCUCAGGGGAAAUGGAAAAGCGUUGUCGUCCACGUAUCUUGGCACAAAACUCUCGUCGACUCUCAGGGCGUAUGUUAUGCUGGCCGCUCGCUUAUCCCUGGCAUGGACUGGCCCCCCGCAGGCGCGCCGGUGUGGAACUGGGCCCCCGAUCCAGACCCAUGCGAUUUUGAGGCGCCGGCGCCGACGUCGCACGUUAGCCACCAGGAUCUGCAGCGGAUCUCCGACGUCAUUCGAUCACUCGAGCCCUUGGCGCCCAGCAUUCAGGACGAGGCGGAGCGGAGGCAGCGGCUGGGACAAUUGCAGAGCGCAGUCAUGAAUUUGGAUUGGUGGGCCGUGGAGUUGCGAGAAGCUGCUGGGGGGAGCCACACAGGUUUCGGCAGAUUUCGGCACGCGGCGAUGCAGCUGCUGGACUCCAUUAGAGCCGUGUCGAUGUUGAAGGGCGGGGCCUCUAAGUUGCGCGACGCGGUGAGGCGGGCAGUUUCGCUGGUCGUCCCCAAGCCGCUGGUCGGGGCCGUGCUCAGGAGCAUCGAGCCCCUCCAGGACUCCAAGCACAUCGCUAGUUCUGCUUUGCCCAGCGCCUCAGUCCUUCAUCGCGGCGAGCUCUCGCUAGACGUCGCACCGGCGCUACUGCGGCGGCGGGGGCACAAGCUGGACGUUUUCAGAUUCGCGUGGAGCGACGCCAGCCCCCUUGCUGGAUACGACUGGCUAUGGGUUCAAGUCCACGAGGUGCCCAAGGCGAAGGCCGUGCAGGUUUGCCAGUCUGCGCACGAGCUCGCCCGCAGGACCCGCCGAUUUGCGGAGGAGCGCGUUGCGCGCGAGACGUUCGGGGACAUGACCUUGGAGCCGCUCGCGGACUGGAAGCCGCUGCUGAUGGACCUUCUGGAGAUCAACGAGCACAUCUAUCCACCUACGUCCUUGGCUUUAUCGCGCGCGACCCUGGCAAACAAAGUGAAUGCAAUGGUCCACCAGUGGAAUCUUGAAUUACCUGAAGGUGCAAGCUUCCGCGACUACUCGAGAACGUUCUGCUCCCACACGUCCGACAUGGGCGUGGAGCUAUCCGUGCCAGAUUUCAGCAUGAAGGCCGUGGACGACAUGUUGCCCCCCUGGGUCAACCGCUCCGCCCUCCAGCUCGACGUCGAGCAGGUCGAGGGUCGCGUCGACGGCGAGCUGGCGGACAUCCCCGGUAGCGACACUUUCAUGCCGGAGGCCUUGACGAUAUAUGGGUUUCAACACUUGACCAACAAUUUGAACUCAGAUGUACACACGUCGUUGCCAGGAUGGGGCGAGUUCUAUCAGCAGCUCAAGAACCUCGCGGCGCUGAUGUGCAAUAGGGGUCGACGCCUGCACUUCAUCGCCACCUGUCUCAUCGGCAGUCCGUGGGAGUACGCCGAGGCCGACUUCGAGAAGUUCUCAGCUGACUUGUACGAGCAUCGGUGGAGGGUGGUGCCCAUGCUGCCGGCGCUCUGCAAGGCGUUCCGGGCAGACGAGUUCAGGAGGGAGCGCGCGCGGGGCGAGGGCGACGACGGGGAGGCCAACGGCGGCGGCGAGUUCGACGCGCCCGGCCUCCAGAGGACGUUGCAGGACAACUACUGGCUCGCCUGCGUGUCCUUCGCGCUGGACGUGGACGAGCUCCCCGAGCUGGCCCUCGCGGCCUGGGGAGAGGGCUGCGCCUGCCACGAAGAGCUCUUCAAGCUCGCGGGCCUCCUCCUGUCCUUCUGUUUGCACUCUGCUUUAGCCCGCUAG
Messenger RNA from Prorocentrum cordatum, 3378 nucleotides. The record is from the annotation of a GenBank genome assembly. NCBI's taxonomy places the organism in Eukaryota, Dinophyceae, Prorocentrales, Prorocentraceae.